Molecule: messenger RNA, 1566 nt
Organism: Melanotaenia boesemani (Boeseman's rainbowfish)
Lineage: Eukaryota; Metazoa; Chordata; Actinopteri; Atheriniformes; Melanotaeniidae
Gene: dub
Product: duboraya
Exons: 7
Coding region: 171-1187 (338 amino acids)
Source: RefSeq, a predicted model, not a curated record
CGUGUAGUGUCCAUCGUUUCGCACUAGAUUUUUGGCCGAGUUUAGGGCAGCAUCCGGGUACUUUCAGUGUUUUUACUGAAGUUUCUGUGUCAGCGCACUAAGCACUUAAAUGUAGUGUUGGAAGUAUAGAAGUGCACCGUUCGGGACACAACCAAUGUCAUCUCCCGGCCAUGUUCAGACCUCACUGUUUCCAGCUGCUGAUGCUGUUCAAGGAGGAGGCUCCGUCCCGCCGCUCCGUGGCUGAACUCGCCGGAAGAUUCAAAGACUCGGGUCCGCCACAGAAGAAUGAAGCCGAAAAACCGGUGAGGCGACGACCACCUCGAACUUUACAGCUUCCCAAACUACAUGGAGAUGAGCUGGAGGCUCCUCCAGACGUCACCUCUCCUCAACCUCCCAAAGCCAAGAGGAACUCUGCUCUGAUCGAGAAGCUGCAGGCCAACCUCACUCUGUCUCCCACGGGGCCCCCUCUGAAGAGUCCAGGACUCAGGGUGCUGCCUCUCGCCUUCACCCCACCUUCACCUGGCUCAGCACCAGGUACCAUGGCAACCAUGUCGUCCUCAACAACUCCCACCAGCCCUGUCUCCACCUCACAGUUAACAGAAGGCCCUGCCUCCUUUGAAGCCCAUCCCACUGCUGUGGAGGGAAACAUCUUGACGAGCAUCAACAAGAGCCGAGCUCGAGUAUCCAUCCGGCGUCGUCCUCCGUCCCGCCGCCACAGGAAGUCCAGCAGUGGAGAUGAGGUCGGUGGAGACGUGGGCCGUGGAGACGUGGGCCGUGGAGACGUGGGCGGAGGAGACAUGGGCAGUGGAGACGUGGGCGGAGGAGACGUGGGCAGUGGAGAUGUGGGCCGUGGAGACGUGGGCAGUGUUUCCUCCGACGUGAACCCGAGCUCCCCGAUGGAGGCCGAGGAUAAAAGACCAGGAGGAGGAGGAGCUGAGGAAGAGGAAGGAGAGGAGGUGGUCAAGAAGGAAAGCGAGACAGAAUCUUCAUCACUCCUAGAAAAAGAUGAAGCCCAUGAAGAAGAAAAGUCAACGAGCAGCAGUGAUGUGAAGGAGGGAGACACAUCUUCAUCACAUGUGAAGGAGGAUGAGGAGGAGCAAACAUCUGUAGAUAAACAGAAGGAAGAUUCAGCCAAUGGAGGGAUGAAGGACAGAGAAGAAGACGAGAAGAACCAGACUUCGUCCUGAUGAAGAGUCAGUAAAGUCACAGCAUGAUGAUGAUGAUCCCCUGGAGUGCUGGGAGGGAGACCCUGUAGCAGUGGGGCAAUAUAACUGUGGACACUGAGGAAACGAAGGUCUGAGAAACUCUGAGCUGACGUUGCCAUGAUGACGUACUGAAGUAACUUGUAUGAAGGUCCAGGAGGAGGAGGAAGAGGAAGAGCAGCUGUGGCGUUUCUACAAAGCUUUUAUAGCCGCGGAACCGGAUUUAGACAGUUUUUACCUGUGCCGAUGCUCGUUUAUCAGUUUCCUUUACAGCUGAUGAAGAUGAUGAUGAUGUGAGGGAAAACCUGAAGCUUAUUUUUAUAAAAAAAAAACAAUUUAUAAUUUUUACAGAAGAGACUGAAAU